Molecule: messenger RNA, 1347 nt
Organism: Symbiodinium natans
Lineage: Eukaryota; Dinophyceae; Suessiales; Symbiodiniaceae
Source: the annotation of a GenBank genome assembly
AUGGAGGACACGGCCAUCCUUGAAGCUCCCGCUUGGAGCUACUUGCCUGGCCCCUUCUUCCGCUGUAGAUGGGAGAAGUACUGGAGCAAGAGGCAGAACCGCGAGAGGGCGUGGGCCGUCUGCAAGCGUGAUGAUGAAGUCAGGGCCGACAGUGGACAGAACUUGCUGCAGACUCGGCCCUUUGCGGUAUGGUCAGCACAUGCACGCCUGCAGCGACUGCAGAUGGAAUGGGACAGGCUGUCCCCAGACCAGCCGGUGCUGAUGUUGCGCCUGGAGGGCACGGCGGCACGGCUCUACGCUCAGCAGGGAAACUGGUCUGCAGCUGCGCUGCACACGGAGAAAUGCUGCAACCUCGCUGAGCGAGCCUUUGGCCGGGCACACCCAGCCUCGGUGGCGCUCAGGGCCCGGCUCGGGGACGCGUGGUCUCGUAGAGAGGACUGGGACAAAGCUACUGCAGCUUUCCAGGAGGCAUAUUCGGUGGCCCAGGUUGCCAGCGACCAAAAGACCACCGGACGGCUGGCUUUUGAGCUUGCGCAGGUCCUUUACUGGAAGGGCGACCUCUCUGGAGCAAAAAGCUAUGCAGAGGACUCUGUGAAGUUGCUGGUGCCCAUUGACAUGGGCAGCAGCCGUGGUGGCAGCGAGGGCCCUCAACUCAGCUCCACAUCUUUCGAAGCCUUGAUGCUCCUGUCCCAGGUCUAUGAAAACCUUUGCCGUCGCGUUCUGGAGCUGCACGACAAGGAGCAGGCAGAAAUCCACCCGCCCGUGCUCCAGGGGCUGAUCCUGAAGGCGGUGAAAUGCUUCGAAACGGUGCUGAAGAACCUGCCCCUGCCACAGCAGACGCCACGCCGCCCUGGCGUGCUGUCCCGAGCAGCUGAGAUUGCCGAGUCCAUUCUGGGGCUGAAGGUUAUGGGCAUGGGUGACGGCGAGUACACGGUUCUGGUGGAUGCUGUGGAGGAGCUGUUGCUGCAUGCGUCCGCCUCCACGGAAACGGCUCCUGCUUUGCAGCGUGCGAUCGCACAGACGCGCGGUGUCCGCCAGCUGCAACCCCGUGCAGAGACGAGGGCCGUCGCCGAGGCCGCACUGCGGCCCGUUUCCAGCGACAGCUCGCGUGAGCGGCCGGCGAGGUUGGCAGCACUCUUCGAAUCGAUUGCCCGUGAGGCUUUGAUGAGCGACGUCCCGCCAUCCAUUUGGUUCGACCAGACCGUCCGCCUCGUGGCCGAAGGCUUCUCUGGUUCACCGGAGCCUGGCAACGUGACCUAUCAGGCAACGAUUCAACUGUUGGAGCUCUGUCGCUACUUUGGUGAUGCUGCACGCGUCAUCAUGUGCGCCUCCACGGCCAGCACGUGA